Messenger RNA from Rhizophagus irregularis DAOM 181602=DAOM 197198, 1887 nucleotides. RefSeq lists its product as uncharacterized. NCBI's taxonomy places the organism in Eukaryota, Fungi, Glomeromycota, Glomeromycetes, Glomerales, Glomeraceae. The record is from RefSeq and is a predicted model, not a curated record.
UUAAUAUUUUUUUUUCUCUCUCUCUCUCAAAUAUCUCAAAUAUUCAAAAGAUGUUACGACUCAACGUAGAUUGUCUUGUACUUAUUUUUGAUGAAUUGCAAGAUAAAGAAUCUUUAUAUUCUUGCCUUUUGGUUAAUAGAGAAUGGUGUAGAUUAGUGGUACCUAUAUUAUGGAAAAAUUAUUCAUGGUGUAACGUUGAUGAAUUUAAUUUUUUCAAUACUAUACUUUCUUGGUUAUCAACAUCAUCAAAAAAGAUUUUAUCAGAUAAUGAUAUUAAAUUACCUUCAACAACACUUUUAAAACCUCCAUUAUUUAAUUAUAUUAGUUUUUGUAGAUUUCCAGAAACAGAAAUCAUAAAUAGGAUGAUAGAAAUGGUAUUAGAGAAACAAAAUGAUAAUAAUAAGAGAAAUAUUUUAGAACAAGAAAUUUAUAAAUUAUUUAUUAGUCAAUGUAAAAAUGUUAAAGAAUUUGUAUGGAGAACUUCACAACCAUUAUCAUUAUUCCCAGGAGCAUCAAAAUGUUUCUCACAAUUAUAUAGAUUAACUAUAGAUCUUGAUUAUAUAAAUUCUAAUUCUCUUAAUGAGAUGGCGAAAAUUUGUAAAGAUUUGAAUAUAUUAUCUAUUAAUAAUUGUUCACAAGAUUUUCCUGGAUUAAUUUCUUUAAUUGAUGCUCAAAGAAAUUUAAAUUUUGUAACCAUUUGUAAUAAUAGUAAUAAUAUUAAUAAUAAUAAAAAAAAUUGUGAAGAAUUAAGCAAAGCAUUAACAAGGAAAGGAAAUACAAUAAAUUAUCUUCAUUUGGAUUCAGUAAAUACCAUUAUUCCACCUUCAUUCUUAACAUCACUUGUAAAUUUAACAUGGAUAUUAGUUUAUAAUGAUGAACAAUAUGAAGAUUUAGAAAAGAUUAAAGAAUUUCAAAAAUAUCUUGCAAUUUCUGAAUAUCCUGAUCUUAGAUCUCUUAAUAUUACUGGAUUAUUAUGUUUUAAAGAAUUAUCAAUGUUAAUUGAAAAGACGAAAGGGAAUAUUUCACGUAUAUAUAUUUAUACAAUAAAUAUAGCUAAUAGAGCUGCAACAAAUACAGGAAUGUUAAUUAAAUCAAUUGCAAAAAAUUGUCCAAAAAUUAAAUUUUUACGUACAUAUCUUGAACCAGAAGAUUUUAUUCAUGUAAAAUCAUUAUUAUUAAAUUGUAGAAAUUUAGAAGAUAUAAGUUUUGAUAAUAUUAAUUUUAUUAUAAAUGAAAAUGAUGAUGAUGUGGGUGAUGAAUUAUUAAAUAUUUUAACAAAAUUUUCUCCAAAAUCUUUAACUCAUAUAACAAUUAGUGGAAGUUGGAAAUAUUCUCUUGAUUCUUUUGAACGAUUUUUUGCAAGUUAUAGAAAGAAAUCUUUACUUCAUUUUUAUAUAGAAUAUCAUUAUGAUAAAUAUUAUAUUACAGAAUAUCAUAGAAUGGUUAUUAGGAAAUAUGUUGACGAAGGAGUUAUAAAAUAUCAAGAUCAUAUAUAAAAUAUAUUUAUUUAUAAUUAGUAGUUUAUAAAGAUGAAAGGCUUUAUGAUGGAUUUGGAUCGUAUAAAAUUUGAAUUAUAGAACAAGGAAUAUAGAGAAAGUUAAUCCCAAGAAGAAAAGAAAUUAUAUAAGAGAAGUUUACGUGGUUCCGGGAUUCAUGAACAUCGUAAUUGUAACGUUUAAGGCACGCUCUGCUCCCGGUCCCUCUAAAGCGACAAGAUCCUCUAAUAUAACGCCUAAGAGUUUCCGGGAAAUACUUGAGAAUGAAGGAGAAUAUAUUUUUGUUUUUUAGCAUUUUUAUAUUACACAUACAAAUUAUUUAUUUAUUUUUUUUUAAAAUAAAAUAUAAUUUACGUACUAAUUAUUCUUGCUUUAUAUUUUGAAUAAUAAC